AGAACCUCUCCCAGAGCUUCUGCAUUUUGGUAACCCAAAUAUCUCUUCCAGCAACACCUAAGAAGCCAUCAGAUGGGUUCGUUCCAGAUUGGAAUGCGGAGCUCUGCAUUACUAGAAACAUCAUGUGGAUAUCUACUUCAGGAAUUGCAGAUGAUAUGGGAAGAAGUUGGGGAAGAUCAGUUUGAACGAGAGAAGGUCCUGCUGGAUUUAGAACAAGAGUGCUUAGAGGUUUAUAGGAGAAAAGUUGACAAUGCAAACAUAUCAAGAGCUCGCCUGCAUCAAGAGCUGGCGGAAUCUGAAGCUGAAUUCACCCAUCUUCUUCUGUCCCUUGGUGAACGAUCACUCCCAGGACGGCCAGAAAGAAAGUCAGGAACACUGAAGGAGCAGCUAGAUGCGAUCACCCCAGCUCUACGGGAGAUGCGUUUGAGAAAAGAAGAGAGGGUGAAUCAAUUUAGAUCUGUGCAAGGUCAAAUUCAAAAAAUUUCUGCAGAAAUUGCAGGUCAAUCAGUGUACGAUGACCCGAUAACAAAUGUCAAGGUAAAUGAGAAUGAUCUUUCAUUAAAGAAACUUGAGGAAUACCAAAUUGAGCUACAAAGGCUGCACAAUGAGAAGAAUGACAGGCUCCAGCUAGUGGACACAUAUAUUGACACAAUCCAUGAUUUGUCCUCAACAUUAGGAAUGGAAUCCUCCAUGAUCAUAACAAAGGUGCAUCCAACUUUGAAUGAAUUGUGUGGAAUAUCAAAAAAUAUAAGUGACAGUAUUCUGGAUAAACUCAACAGCACUGUGGAAUCUCUCAAAGAAGAAAAACAAAAGCGGCUUGAGAAGCUUCAUCAGCUUGGAAAGGCACUGAAAAACUUGUGGAAUCUAAUGGACACGCCCUAUAAAGAUUGUCACUCAUUUUCCAAUGUCACGGACUUAUUAUUUCUCUCAUCAGAUGAAGUAUCAGGUCCUGGAAGCCUUGCUCUAAAUAUAAUCCAGCAGGCUGAAGCUGAAGUCAAGAGACUGGAUCAGCUAAAAGCAAGCAAGAUGAAAGAGCUUUUUUUCAAGAAACAGAGUGAGUUGGAUCAAAUAUGCAAUAAAUCACACAUGGAGAUCCCUUCACAACCAGAGAUGGAAAAUAUAAUAAAUCUUAUAAACUUGGGGGAGAUUGACCAUGCCGAUCUCCUCAUGAGCUUGGAUGAGCAGAUAUCAAGAGCAAAAGAGGAAGCUUCUAGCAGGAAGGCUAUAAUGGAAAAGGUUGAAAAGUGGAUAUUAGCACGUGAUGAAGAGCGCUGGUUAGAAGAAUACAGCAUGGACGAGAAUCGAUAUUCAGUUCGCAGAGGUGCUCAUAAGAAUCUGCAACGUGCAGAACGUGCCCGGGUAAUAGUCAACAAGAUCCCAGUUCUAGUGGCAUCGCUCGUAGCAAAGACUGAGAGUUGGGAAGAGGAAAGAAACAAAGUAUUCCUGUAUGAUGGAGUACCCCUGCUGGCAAUGCUGGAAGAGUAUAACAUAUCGAGGCAGGAGAUGGAAGAGGAAAAGCAAAGACAAAGGGCUAGUUCAUCCAACACUCUACAGGCAAAGGAAAAGAAGGUCCCAAGCCAUGUAGAAGUUGAGCAAGAAAAUUUGAUCGGGUCAAGCUCAAGGCCAAGCACCAGCAGUCGACGUCUUUCAAACAAGAGCUUGAAUGGAGGAUUUAGCAAUGCAACGCCUUUAAACAGAAGGCUUUCUCUUGGUCCCAGACAGCUGGGAACCAACAGCAUCAAUUCUGCAAAUCAAGGAAUAUCUUACAUAAAGGAAGGAAGAAAAAUUCAGGGGCAAAAGAUGUUUCUUCGACCUGACCUCUCUUCUCAUCUUCGAGAUGAAGCAGCUUCAGUUGUCUCAUCAUUUUCUGGGCCAUUAUCUCCCUGAAUUCCAAUUCGGACAUUUGAAUCGAAAAUCACAUGUCACGGGAGACUAGACAAACCUUAUCAAGGACCAUAAUAGUAACUAUUAUUUCUGCAAAACAAUAAUUUACCUAUUUGCAUCAAUUUCAUAAGAAAUAAUUGUGUAUCUAUGUCUUGUACCAACACCCGUAUCUAGAACAGAACCCCAAAGAACUGUCAUUGCAAUGAAAAAUAAUUAUUCAGGUUUAAAACUA
Molecule: messenger RNA, 2116 nt
Organism: Populus trichocarpa (black cottonwood)
Lineage: Eukaryota; Viridiplantae; Streptophyta; Magnoliopsida; Malpighiales; Salicaceae
Product: 65-kDa microtubule-associated protein 8
Exons: 11
Coding region: 73-1887 (604 amino acids)
Biological process (GO): microtubule cytoskeleton organization
Cellular component (GO): spindle; cytoplasm
Molecular function (GO): microtubule binding
Source: RefSeq, a predicted model, not a curated record